CUUGCCCCCGCCCCGCCGCUCGGCUCCCGGGCGCCCGCACUCGCGCUCCCGGAGUCCCUCUCCCGCCCAGGCCCCGGCUGGCUGCGCCCCCCCCCCGGUUCCGCACGGCACGCGGGCGGCCCGCCAGGAUGCAGGCCGCGCACAAGGAGCACCUGUACAAGCUGCUGGUGAUCGGCGACCUGGGCGUGGGCAAGACCAGCAUCAUCAAGCGCUACGUGCACCAGAACUUCUCCUCGCACUACCGGGCCACCAUCGGCGUGGACUUCGCGCUCAAGGUGCUCCACUGGGACCCUGAGACGGUGGUGCGCCUGCAGCUCUGGGACAUCGCAGGUCAAGAAAGAUUUGGAAACAUGACAAGGGUCUAUUACCGAGAAGCUAUGGGUGCAUUUAUUGUCUUCGAUGUUACCAGGCCAGCUACAUUUGAAGCAGUGACAAAGUGGAAGAAUGAUUUGGACUCAAAAUUAAGUCUUCCUAAUGGCAAACCAGUUUCAGUGGUUUUGUUGGCCAACAAAUGUGACCAGGGGAAGGAUGUGCUCACGAACAAUGGCCUCAAGAUGGACCAGUUCUGCAAGGAGCAUGGUUUCGUAGGAUGGUUUGAAACAUCAGCCAAGGAGAACAUAAACAUUGAUGAAGCCUCCAGAUGCCUGGUGAAACAUAUACUUGCAAACGAGUGUGACCUAAUGGAGUCCAUUGAACCGGACAUCGUGAAGCCCCAUCUCACAUCACCCAAGAUUGUCAGCUGCUCCAGCUGUGCUAAAUCCUAGUAGGCUUCUUUGCUGGCAUGUGAUGGAAAUAAUCCCAUUAUGGCGUGUCUCAAUUCUUACCAAUUUGAGUAAAUGUCAGAAUAGGGAUACACAUGUGGCAAGCCAAAGAUCUAUGCCUGUAUAUUUCCUAUAAGAGAGAAAAAUAGCAAAUGUUCUUUUCAUGUUUUUCCCAGCAUCAGCACAGUGUUUACAAGCUUGUUAAAUAUUUAGUCUGUUACAGAAUUCUGUCUUGUAGCUGACCACAGUUCUGGAGGGCCAGCAUCGGCCCUGUUAUUUGCUUCUUGGAUUCGGUGAAGGCCUCCAGUCUCUAACAGAAAGGGGAGAAGAGCAGACUAGCUGUCAAGCUCAGCAGUGGUUUUCACUUUGCCCCUGGUGCCUUUGUCCGGAUUUCAAUACACUGCCUGCUGGGCUGACAGGCCUAUUAAGUAGAAACAGUUUUCUUCUCCAGAGAUGACCUCCAUUUCCAACAGCCCUAAGAGUUGUCUCCGAGUUAGCCCUUCAGAGUCAUGUGCACAGGCUUCCCAUGCUUUUCUUGUUUUUAUUGCCCCUUGCCAUGCCCUGAAUGUUGGUUUAACUGAAAACUGUAUGAAAAGACCUGCCUGAAUAUGUGCCUUUCUGUUCACUUUCUCCAACUUAAGCUAUGAGGCUCUUCUGUUCAUGUAACAUAUAUUAUAUAUAUUUUCACAAGUGGAAAAUAAAACAUUACAAGAUGCUGUUUCCCUAUUUCUGAAAAUGC
Suricata suricatta (meerkat) is the source of this 1500-nucleotide messenger RNA. It is a transcript of the gene RAB38, whose product is annotated as RAB38, member RAS oncogene family. NCBI's taxonomy places the organism in Eukaryota, Metazoa, Chordata, Mammalia, Carnivora, Herpestidae. Gene Ontology annotation, molecular function: GTP binding; GTPase activity. The transcript has 3 exons. Bases 129 to 764 code for a protein of 211 amino acids. Gene Ontology annotation, cellular component: Golgi apparatus; trans-Golgi network; vesicle. Gene Ontology annotation, biological process: vesicle-mediated transport. The record is from RefSeq and is a predicted model, not a curated record.